UUUCUUUCCGGUUGUCAAAAAGGUACGGGUAGAAUGAAUUUUCUUAAACCUUAAAAAAUAAUUCUAAAUUUUCAAAUGCAUCCUUAGUUUUAAUUUUCCAAAUCGUUUCUUUUUCAGUUAUAAGACGACAUAAAUAGCUAAAAAUGGCCGACGUUGAUGUAGAUGUUCCCUCAGCUGCCCCAGUUAUUGGAGGUGCCAUGGAUAUCAACACUGCCUUGCAAGAGGUUUUGAAGAAAUCCUUGAUUGCCGACGGUUUGGUUCAUGGAAUCCACCAAGCCUGCAAAUCUCUUGACAAACGUCAGGCUGUCCUUGCUAUCUUGGCUGAAUCUUUCGAAGAGCCCCUUUACAAGAAACUCAUCACAGCCCUCUGUCAUGAACAUCAAAUUCCAUUGAUCCGCGUCGAUUCACACAAGAAACUCGGCGAAUGGUCUGGACUUUGCAAAAUCGACAAAGAAGGCAAACCACGUAAGGUUUGUGGCUGCUCUGUCGUCGUCAUCAAGGAUUUCGGUGAGGAAACACCCGCCCUCGAUGUUGUCAAAGAGCACCUCAGGCAAAACAGUUAAACUGCUGCUGUUUACAUGAGUUUUCGAUUCAAUCAAAGACGACAUUCUACUUGAGGUUAAGCAUUUUUUUAAAUAAAAAGAACUUAGAAAACUAAAACAA
This is a messenger RNA of Eupeodes corollae, 663 nucleotides long. RefSeq names its product 40S ribosomal protein S12 (gene RpS12). Gene Ontology annotation, molecular function: structural constituent of ribosome. Gene Ontology annotation, cellular component: ribosome; cytosolic small ribosomal subunit. The coding region runs from base 144 to 563 and encodes 139 amino acids. Gene Ontology annotation, biological process: translation. The transcript is spliced from 3 exons. The record is from RefSeq and is a predicted model, not a curated record. Lineage: Eukaryota; Metazoa; Arthropoda; Insecta; Diptera; Syrphidae.